Messenger RNA from Mercurialis annua (annual mercury), 1716 nucleotides. RefSeq lists its product as uncharacterized. Gene Ontology annotation, molecular function: mRNA binding; N6-methyladenosine-containing RNA reader activity. The record is from RefSeq and is a predicted model, not a curated record. NCBI's taxonomy places the organism in Eukaryota, Viridiplantae, Streptophyta, Magnoliopsida, Malpighiales, Euphorbiaceae. Bases 218 to 1381 code for a protein of 387 amino acids. Gene Ontology annotation, biological process: regulation of mRNA splicing, via spliceosome; mRNA splicing, via spliceosome. The transcript is spliced from 9 exons. Gene Ontology annotation, cellular component: nucleoplasm.
AUGAAGUUUUGUUUGACGGGACGAGAAAUACAAAUAUUAUUUUGACUGUAGUACUACUGAAUAGCGCAAAAACAAAACUAGGGCUUGUGCUUUCAACUGUUUUUUUUAACAGACUUAUCACCAAAAAACGAAGAACACUCUCACUCUCUCUACUCAACCGCAACACAAGAUUUUACUCUAAUUCAUUCUUCACGUUUCUCGAGGAGUCGGUAAACACAUGUCUUCUGAUACUACAAAAGAAAAUGCAUCGGUGGUAGAUUCCUCAGUAACUGACUGGAAACAUGAUAUGGGGAAUUUUGAUGAUCCAGAGAGCCCGAUCUACAAAGGUGACGAAGAUUGCUAUUCUCUCAGCCUCAGGGCUGAAAAAGCAGGUCACAAUCAGGCAAAAAAUCCACCUUUAAACAAAAAGGGUAAAUUGUAUAAUGCAAGGUAUUUCAUCAUUAAGAGUUUGAACCAUCAUAAUAUUCAACUCUCAGUUGACGAGGGAAUUUGGGCUACUCAAGUCAUGAAUGAACCAAUUUUGGAAGAGGCCUUUCGUAAUUCUGGUAAAGUCAUUCUUAUAUUUAGUGUCAACAUGAGUGGUUUCUUCCAAGGAUAUGCUCAGAUGAUGUCAACAGUUGGAUGGAGGCGUGAUAACAUCUGGAGCCAAGGGUGCAGUAAAAAUAAUCCUUGGGGCCGCAGCUUUAAAGUUAAAUGGCUGCGGCUGAAUGACCUGCCAUUCCAAAAGACACUUCAUCUCAAGAAUCCACUAAAUGACUUUAAACCUGUUAAAAUUAGUAGAGAUUGUCAGGAAUUACCAGAAGAUAUAGGAGAAGCCCUUUGUGAGUUAAUUGAUGGGGAAGGUGAUAUUGAUGACAUGCUAAAAAGGCCUUUUACGGACCCUCCAUGCUCGCUUGGGGAUGGAGAAUAUAAUGUCCUGCCGAUGCAUAUGCCAUGGGUUAGGACACCCAGCUCCUAUCCUUCCUUUCUUUAUCAACAUCGUGCUGGAGCAAGUAAAUCUCAUUUGGCAUACCAGGGAUCUAGCGGUGUUAAUCUACCUCAUUCUGCCGGUGCAUCGAAACUAUCAAGGAUGAUACAUCCUCAAGUGACUGGAAAUCGUGCCAAUUUGCAAGUACAGCACGACAUGCCUUCUCAAACUGAUGCCUGGUGUUUGACAGCAGAAAGUCCUCUUGCUGGUACCCUGAGCGAGGAUGAUUUUCUUGAAAUGACUUAUGAAGAGUACCUGGAAGAGCAUAGCAGGAGCAUCAAACAAGUAAAUCUCCCGGUAGUCGGAUCAUCCCGAACUAAAGAGGAGCCAUCAAGAUGUGUUAAACAUGACGAUGAUUCAAACUCGAGUUUUGCAACUGAACGGCGCCACUCACGGAAAAGGAUACAUCAUUAAACGUAGAAAUGAUUGAAUAGUCAGAUGGCGUGCUAUUCUUGGAUCUUUUACCUGAUGAUAGUACUUGUACAUUUAGAGGAGAGAUUCCAAUAUGCUGCAGAGAUUUGUUUAAAUCUCUGAAAUUGUUAUAUCAUAUAUGUUCUGUUGUCAUAUUGUACACUUAGAUGUACUUCAAUUUUAUGUUCUGUUGUCAUAUUUGUACAAAAUUUAAACAAAAGUGAACGGGAUUGGUCGAUGAUAAUAACUCCUGAUUUUAGUGGGCGUAGCAGUAUCUACUAAAAGUAGAUACUAGAGAAGAAUGUAAAUAAAGAAAUAGAUUAUUGUUUUUUUUUUAA